UUCAAAUACAGAAAUGAGAAGAGAGAGAGAGUGACAAUAAAGAAAAGCUGCCUCAAACUGUGCCACUUUUCUCUCCCAAGCAUACCAUACGUGGGAGCGUCCCCAAGCCAAGCUCUAACCCCAAUGCUCUCCAAUGUCAAGUCUCUCUCUAUCUCUCUCCUCUUCCUCUCUUUCAAUAAGCUGCCAAUUCAGCUCACAAAAAUUCAAACUUUGAAUCUCUCCCUCUCUCUCUCUUUCUCUCUCAAUUUGAAAAUGGAUCAUUUUGACUGUGCUUAAUUUCAUUCCUCCGUUCUUGUUCUUGUUCUUGUCUACCUUCAUUUCCCCUUAUUCCAUUUCUAAUCUCUUUAUUCUAUUUGUUAAGAAAUGAGGGAAGAUAACCCAUCUGAGAAUAAAUCAAAACCAUCAAGAUUUUCCGAUCAAAACCAACCCCCAAAAGCCAGUUUUGUCAAAGGAAAUACCAAUUCAACGAAAUUAAGAUCUUCUUGGAGUUCUCAGCUUGUGAAAGGUCUAGCCGGAGACAAGAAAACAAAAACCCAAUCCGCAGUUCAAACCAAGAAACUUCCCCUCACAACCUCCAACAACAACAACAACAACAACAACAACAACCCAGGAAUUCCUCCAAAUGCCCGAACCAAACGAUCACUUAUCAACGAUUUAUCUUGUUCUUACAAUGCUGCACAAGUUCAUCCUCAAGCAGUUCCUAUCCAAAGGACGAAAACAUCUGGAUCCAGAGAUCUAUUGGUUGAGAUUGAUCAGCUUAGAAGCUUGCUUCAAGAAUCUAAAGACAGGGAAUCUAAACUUCAAGCUGAGUUAUUUGAAUGUAAGAGAAACCCAAAACUCUUGGAGCUUGAAAGGGUGAUUGAAUUGAAGAAAAGUGAAAUCGAAAGCCUUGUUCAAAAAGUUGAGUUAUUGGAAACAGAGAAAGAAACCCUCAAUGAACAACUGAUCAUAAGUCUAUCAACUAGUCAUGAUGAUUCAUCCCAAGUUCAUCGCAGUUCGAGUAAUCACGAGAUGGAAGUGGUCGAAUUGAGGCGGCUUAACAAGGAGCUUCAGCUUCAAAAAAGAAAUCUUUCUUGCAGACUUUCAUCAAUAGAAUCCCAGCAAACAGAGAAUGAAGUUGUUGCUAAAAUUAAGGAAGAAGCUUCAGUUUUAAGGUUAACAAAUGAAGAUUUGUCUAAGCAAGUAGAAGGAUUACAGAUAAGUAGGCUAAAUGAGGUUGAAGAACUUGUUUAUCUGAGAUGGGUUAACUCUUGUUUGCGAAAUGAGCUUUCAAAUAAAACAAGUGAAUCGAAUUUUAACGAAAGAGAGAAUGAAUCAUCACCUGCAUCAGUAAAUUUUUCGAGAAAAGAUGAGAUGAGUUUGAUCAAGAAAUUGAAGAAAUGGCCUAUAACCGAUGAAGAUGUUUCGAAUGUGGAUAAUCUUGAUGGAAAUGGGUUGGAUAAAAAGUGGGUGGUUGAUCUUCGUAGUCCAGGACGUAGACAUUCCAUAAGUGGAUCGAAAUUCACCAUUGAUGACAUAAUGCUGAAUAAGAGAAGACAAUCUGAUGGUUUUAUCUGUUCAAAGGAAAUGGAGAAUGAACUAGCUGAUGAUAAUGAUGAUGAUGAUCAUAUUAUUGUUCAAAACCAUCAAUUGUUUGGUUAUGGGCAGGAGAUUGCUAGGCUAACUUCUUCAUUUGAUGUCGAAAAACGGGCAUUAAGAGUUCCAAAUCCCCCGCCUAGGCCUUCUACAAGUUCAGUUUCAAAUGAUCAUAAAGAAGAAGAUUUGGGGAAGAGAAUUCUUCUGCCUUCUUCUAAUGUGGUUUUGAUCGAGCAAAAAGUAGAAGAUUCCGGGAAAAGAGUUCUUCCUCCACCUCCUCCACCACCACCACCACCUCCGCCACCAAAAUUCGCGGCUAAAGCCUCCAUUGGCGUGGUUCAAAGGGUCCCCGAGGUAGUUGAAUUCUAUCAUUCCCUCAUGAAAAGGGAUUCGAGAAAAGAUUCAUUGGGUGGAGCUAUUUGUGAUUCCCCUGAUGUAGCCAAUGCCAGGAGUAGCAUGAUUGGUGAAAUUGAGAACCGUUCUUCUCAUUUACUAGCGAUAAAGGCAGAUGUCGAGACACAAGGAGAAUUCGUUAACUUCUUGAUUCGAGAAGUUAACGAGGCUGUCUAUCAAGACAUUGAAGACGUCGUUGCGUUUGUUAAGUGGCUCGACGAUGAACUCGGUUUCCUCGUGGACGAAAGGGCGGUUCUUAAGCAUUUCAAUUGGCCAGAGAAGAAAGCCGACACAAUGAGGGAGGCAGCGUUUUGUUAUAAGGAUCUCAAGAAACUGGAGCAAGAAGUAUCGACUUAUGACGAUAAUCGUCAUUUGACAUGCGAUGUCGGGCUAAAGAAAAUGGUCAAUUUGUCCGAGAAGAUGGAGAGAACCGUUUAUGACCUUCUUCGAAGCAGAGAAUCACUAAUUCGCAAUUGCAAAGAGUUUCAAAUUCCAACUGAUUGGAUACUUGAUAGCGGAAUAGUGAGCAAGAUUAAACUCGGGUCGGUUAAAUUGGCAAAGAAGUACAUGAAACGUGUGACAACGGAGCUUCAAUCGAAGAACACAACCGAGAAAGAUUCUUCUAUGGAUUAUAUGCUAUUGCAAGGAGUUAGAUUCGCCUUUCGAAUUCAUCAGUUUGCAGGAGGAUUCGACGGAGAAACGAUGCGAGCUUUCGAGGAAGUUAGGAAUUUUGGCCUUGUUUUGAACAAGAAAUAGAAUUAGCUUACAAACUCAGUAAGCUCUGUUCAAAGGAAUAUUAUUAUAUUUCAUGGGAAUUGAUUGAAUUGGUGUAAGUUAUGUUGUUCUUCACAUAAUAUAUACAUUUAUAUAUGAUAUGUAAUAUUGGGAAGGUGUAUUGUUGUAUUUAGGCCUUGUUUGGUUUAAUAAUAAAUGAACUCUGCAAAAUCAAA
Messenger RNA from Impatiens glandulifera, 2918 nucleotides. RefSeq names its product protein CHUP1, chloroplastic-like. Bases 364 to 2724 code for a protein of 786 amino acids. Lineage: Eukaryota; Viridiplantae; Streptophyta; Magnoliopsida; Ericales; Balsaminaceae. Gene Ontology annotation, biological process: chloroplast organization. The transcript has 7 exons. The record is from RefSeq and is a predicted model, not a curated record. Gene Ontology annotation, cellular component: chloroplast outer membrane.